AUGACGCUCCUGGAAGUCAUUCGCCACAAGAAGCCCUCAGCCUCAAACUCGAGACGCGACUCAGCCGGACACUCGUUGGCGUCACAGCGAGCUCUGCCGCCGCUGUCGCACUCUCAAGGAACCACGCCAGCCUCUUCGUCUCCCAACUCUCGUCGUUCAUCUUACGACUGCGGCUGCGCUCAAGAUUCGCCCAUUCCAGGUGCCUACGUGGUACAUUCCCCAACGUGCGACUCGCACCAUCAGUCCGGCGUCGCCUCUCACGGGCCGGACUUUAGCAGGCUGAGAAAGUACAGAGGGCCAAACACCUCGGCAGGUGCUUGCGCUGUGUACCACAGCGAGCCGGUCGGUAGUCCUCGGACGUCGGAGGAGGUCAAGAACGCGUACCUCGCUAGCCAAGCUACCUCGGCCAACCGGAAUCAUCACCAUGGUCACAGUCCUAACCUCGCCAUGACUCCUCUACCGGAGCCGCACGGUGGGGCUAACAGAAUUCAAGCCCAGGCGCACUGA
Molecule: messenger RNA, 507 nt
Organism: Ceraceosorus guamensis
Lineage: Eukaryota; Fungi; Basidiomycota; Exobasidiomycetes; Ceraceosorales; Ceraceosoraceae
Exons: 1
Coding region: 1-507 (168 amino acids)
Source: RefSeq, a predicted model, not a curated record